CGGGAGAGGGCAGAAGACCCGGAAGUAAACAUUGUUCGUCUGGCUUAGUUUCUGUCCGGUGUUUGGGAGGUCAGCGGCGGUGAAGUUGAGUAGGAAGAUAUCUAACCAUGGCAGCUGCUGCUGUAGAUGCAGUUAAUGCUGCUCCCCUGUCGGGGUCCAAAGAAAUGAGUUUAGAGGAACCAAAGAAGAUGACUAGAGAGGACUGGAGAAAGAAGAAGGAACUAGAAGAACAGCGAAAACUGGGCAAUGCUCCUGCUGAAGUUGAUGAAGAAGGAAAAGACAUAAACCCUCAUAUUCCCCAGUAUAUUUCUUCAGUGCCGUGGUAUAUUGAUCCAUCAAAAAGACCUACUUUAAAGCACCAAAGACCACAACCAGAGAAACAAAAGCAGUAUAGCUCCUCUGGAGAAUGGUACAAGAGAGGUGUAAAAGAGAAUUCCAUAACUACUAAAUACCGCAAAGGAGCAUGUGAAAAUUGCGGUGCCAUGACACACAAAAAGAAAGACUGCUUUGAGAGACCUAGACGAGUGGGAGCAAAAUUUACAGGUACUAAUAUAGCUCCAGAUGAACAUGUCCAGCCUCAACUGAUGUUUGACUAUGAUGGGAAGAGGGAUCGGUGGAAUGGCUACAAUCCAGAAGAACACAUGAAAAUUGUAGAAGAGUAUGCCAAAGUGGAUCUGGCAAAGCGAACACUGAAGGCCCAGAAACUCCAAGAAGAAUUAGCCUCAGGAAAAUUAGUGGAACAAGCUAAUUCUCCAAAACACCAGUGGGGAGAAGAGGAACCAAAUUCUCAAGCGGAAAAAGAUCAUAAUAGUGAAGAUGAGGAUGAAGAUAAAUAUGCAGAUGAUAUUGACAUGCCUGGCCAGAACUUUGACUCUAAGAGACGAAUUACUGUCCGGAAUCUCAGAAUUCGAGAAGACAUUGCAAAAUAUUUGCGGAACUUAGAUCCAAAUUCUGCUUAUUAUGAUCCCAAAACAAGAGCGAUGAGAGAGAAUCCCUAUGCCAAUGCAGGAAAGAAUCCAGAUGAAGUGAGCUAUGCAGGAGAUAACUUUGUUCGGUACACUGGUGAUACCAUCUCAAUGGCUCAGACACAGUUGUUUGCUUGGGAAGCCUAUGACAAGGGAUCUGAAGUGCAUCUGCAGGCGGAUCCCACAAAAUUAGAGCUGUUGUAUAAGUCCUUCAAAGUCAAAAAAGAAGACUUCAAAGAACAGCAGAAGGAGAGCAUCCUAGAAAAGUAUGGUGGUCAAGAACACCUGGAUGCCCCUCCUGCUGAAUUGCUUUUAGCUCAGACAGAAGACUAUGUGGAGUACUCACGACAUGGGACAGUCAUCAAAGGGCAGGAGCGGGCUGUCGCGUGCUCCAAGUACGAGGAGGACGUAAAGAUCCACAACCAUACGCAUAUCUGGGGAUCUUACUGGAAAGAAGGCCGAUGGGGAUACAAAUGCUGUCACUCUUUUUUCAAAUAUUCCUAUUGCACUGGAGAAGCUGGGAAGGAGAUUUCUAAUACAGAGGAAUGUCUUAUAAAUGAAGUAACUGGAGAAGAAUCUGUGAAAAAACCUCAAACCCUAAUGGAGAUACAUCAAGAAAAGUUAAAAGAAGAGAAAAAGAAGAAAAAGAAGAAGAAGAAGAAGCAUCGUAAGAGCAGUUCAGAUAGUGACGAUGAAGAAAAGAAACAAGAAAAAUUGAAAAAGGCCCUGAACGCAGAAGAGGCCCGCCUUCUUCAUGUCAAGGAGAUUAUGCAGAUUGAUGAGAGGAAGCGGCCUUAUAACAGCAUAUAUGAAACACGGGAACCUACUGAAGAGGAGAUGGAGGCCUAUAGAAUGAAACGUCAAAGGCCUGAUGAUCCCAUGGCCUCCUUCCUUGGACAGUAGUGGCUAUUCUAGAUGGUCACCCAGGCAGACACAGCCAACAGACUCUUCAGCUUCUUUCUUUUGAAGACUGUCAUCAGAAAAAUCCUUAUCUAUACUUCAUGCUACCUGACUUUAAUAAAGCUUCCAGAAGUCUCA
Molecule: messenger RNA, 2003 nt
Organism: Condylura cristata (star-nosed mole)
Lineage: Eukaryota; Metazoa; Chordata; Mammalia; Eulipotyphla; Talpidae
Gene: SLU7
Product: SLU7 splicing factor homolog (S. cerevisiae)
Exons: 16
Coding region: 108-1868 (586 amino acids)
Biological process (GO): mRNA splicing, via spliceosome
Cellular component (GO): spliceosomal complex
Molecular function (GO): pre-mRNA 3'-splice site binding
Source: RefSeq, a predicted model, not a curated record